AUGGCGACGUACGGCGAUCCACCACCACCAGUGCCUCCCAUUCCUCCAGCAACGAAGCGCUCGAAGAAGAGUCCCCAGGAAACCUUGUCUGACUUCUGGGACAAGUUUCACUCAAAAUACCCGGGGAAGGUGACAUCCAUCUUCCCUCGCGCCCUCUACACAUCCCUCCUCCCUGCUUUCCAGGAGAAGGGGGCAUCUUCCACCCGCAAUGCGCAGGAGUCAUAUGACGCGGCCGCUCGCGAGUGCCGAGAGAAGGUCAAGCGAAUCAUCCGAGAGUGCGAAAGAACGAAUGAGAAGUUCACCGACCCCGACUUCGACAUUGAGCGUGAUCCUAAGAAGAACUGUCUUAACGGUCUUAUCCGUGACGGGGACCAGGGUACUGGCGGAAGUGGCGCCGCGGGAGAUGUGCCGUAUGUGAGCAGCUGGGAUGUGAAGAACAGCCUCGACACACUUAACGCCGCGCAGAUCUUGGGUCCUAGCUCUACUAUCCCCAUCGAUCCCACGGCGGUGAGCCGUUUUCUUGGGGGCGACAGUGACAUCUGGAAUCCCUUUGCCAAUGCAGCUGCCGGUAAGGGAGCCAAGUCGGGAUCUGGCAAAGUCUCGAAGCGUCAUGGCGUCCGAGGAAGCGAGUACUACAACCCUGGUUCAAUCCACCGCGUUGACUGGAUCUUUGAUUCGCCGCAAUUCACGAUGAACGGCUACUCGUCUUCCGAUAUCAAGCAAGGUUCCAACGGUGACUGCUGGUGGCUCGCCGCGGUUGCCACCAUUGCGCACCGGAAAGACCUCAUGGAGAAAGUCUGCGUUGCUCGCGACGAAGAGUGUGGCGUCUACGGUUUUGUCUUUCAGCGCGAUGGCGAGUGGAUUUCGACAGUCAUUGACGACAAUCUCUACCUCAACGAGUCAGACUUUGACUACUAUGGAGACGUCUACGAUGCUAGUGGCAAGAAGGCCCGCCUACAUAGGAAGAGGCACCAGACGGGCUCUGAUGCUCUCUACUUUGCUCGCUGCGAUGAUCAGAAUGAGACGUGGUUGCCGCUUCUCGAGAAGGCAUACGCCAAGGUUCAUGGUGACUAUGAAGCCAUCUCGGGUGGCUGGCCCGGCGAGGGAGUUGAGGACAUGACAGGUGGCGUAACCUCAACAAUCGCAACUAACCGCGUGUUGAGAAAGGACAAGUUGUGGAAAGAGCUUAAGAGCGGCCUGGCGUUGGGGCACGCAUACUCUAUCCUUCAGUCACGAGAGGAGGUUGACGAGGACGGUAAGAAGGUUCGCCUCGUUCAGAUCCGGAACCCUUGGGGCGAACGAUCCGAUGGUGGUGUCGGCGAAUGGAAUGGGCCGUGGUCCGACGGCUCCAAAGAAUGGACCCCGUACUGGCUUAAGCGCAUGAAUCACACCUUUGGCGAUGAUGGCGUCUUCUGGAUGUCGUACCAGGAUAUGCUCUCGACCUUUAUGUACAUCCACCGCACGCGCCUGUUCGACGACAAGUGGACCGUCGUGCAACAGUGGACCUCCGCCAAUGUAUCUUGGGUGACAGGUUUCCUCCAGACCAAGUUCGUUGCGGAGGUCAAGAAGUCGGGCAUGGUCGUAAUUGUCCUGACGCAGCUCGACGACCGCUACUUCCACGGAUUUGAGGGACAGUACUGGUUCGAACUACACUUCGUCCUUCAGCAAGCUGCUUCUACAACCUCUGUGGCCAGCGAUGAGUCCAAAGAUGGAGAGAAGAAAAAGGCGGAUGCCCCUGAGCCAGAGCAGAUUUGCCGCGUCCGACCUGUGCACAAAUGGGAGAAUCGCUCGGUGAGCUGCGAGGUCGACCUAGAGCCAGGCAUCUACGAGGUUCUGCCUAAGAUUACAGCCGUUCGCAACAGCGAAGGCGACGUUAGCACAAUCAAGCCUGUUGAGGAAGUAGUCAAGGAGUAUGCCGAACGCAACCCGCAGAAAUUGCGACAGGUAGGCUUGCAGUACGAUAUCGCUCACGCCAAGGGUGGUGUUCGGAACGAGGACGAGCUCGUAGAGAAGAAGAAGCUUGAAGCGAAGCAGAAGAAGGAGAGCAAGAAAGCAAAGAAAAGAAGAAAGCAGAAAAAGGCGCUCGGUAUAGCGGCGAAGGCGCUUGAGGAUUCCGCCAAGGUUGUGUCUGACCUCGCGAAUGAGGGCAAGAAGACUGAGGAAAAGAAGGAUACCAAGGACGCUGUCGGGAAGGAAGGGAAGAAGUCCGAAGACAAGGAUCAAAAGAAGGAGGGCGAUUCGAUUGCAAUCAAAAUCGCGGUUAAGGAGUCAGCUCAGCCCACUGAGGCAGAGAAGCCGGCGAACGUAAAUACGUCAAAGCCUGGCGAUGGCCCGACCCCGGAGCCAAAGAAGGAUGACGAGAAGGAGCCUAAGGAGAACAAAACUGAAGAGAAGAAACCCGAAAGCGAUGAGAGCGAGAAGAAGUCUGAGGAGUCAAAGCCAGCCGAGGAGACUCCCAUCGCUGAAUCUAAAGCCGAAGACGUCGCUGAUGAGACGCCUGUUGAGGAAGCGCCUGCUGAGGAGGAAGAGGUUUCUGAUUCAGACUCUGAUGCUGAAUCCACUGUCUUGGAUGACGAAGAGGAGCUGACUGGAUCUCCAUGGAACGCUGUCUGUGUCUUGGGCCUGCGUGUCUAUGCUCGAGACCCCGAGGUUUCCAUCAAGCUCGUCAAGCCAAGCGAUGACGAGGAGGCCUCAAGCUUGAUCGUUGAUGGCGAGGCUGCAGGUGCCACUGCUUGA
Molecule: messenger RNA, 2736 nt
Organism: Colletotrichum abscissum
Lineage: Eukaryota; Fungi; Ascomycota; Sordariomycetes; Glomerellales; Glomerellaceae
Product: calpain family cysteine protease
Exons: 3
Coding region: 1-2736 (911 amino acids)
Biological process (GO): proteolysis
Cellular component (GO): cytoplasm
Molecular function (GO): calcium-dependent cysteine-type endopeptidase activity
Source: RefSeq, a predicted model, not a curated record